Molecule: messenger RNA, 1713 nt
Organism: Penicillium atrosanguineum
Lineage: Eukaryota; Fungi; Ascomycota; Eurotiomycetes; Eurotiales; Aspergillaceae
Product: sugar porter family MFS transporter
Exons: 1
Coding region: 1-1713 (570 amino acids)
Biological process (GO): transmembrane transport; carbohydrate transport
Cellular component (GO): membrane
Molecular function (GO): carbohydrate:proton symporter activity
Source: RefSeq, a predicted model, not a curated record
AUGGCCGUGGGCAACAUCUAUGUGAUCGCCGCCGUCGCCGUUAUUGGUGGCGGUCUAUUCGGUUUCGACAUUUCGUCUAUGUCUGCUAUUCUCGGCACCACUGCCUAUAAGUGUUACUUUAACGAGGGCCCCCUUGGUCCUCCCUUUACCGAUGAUGAUCAAUGCUCUGGUUUGAGCUCGCUUAACCAGGGUGGUGUGACUGCUGCUAUGCCUGCUGGUUCCUGGCUUGGUGCGCUGAUCUCGGGCUAUAUCUCUGACCGUAUGGGCCGCAAGUAUUCUAUCAUGGUUGGUUGUAUUAUCUGGUAUGUUGAUCAUGCUAAUCUUGAUCCUUUCAUUUGCAAGCCAAUUGAGCAUGUCACUAAUCACACUUCUUUCCCCAGGUGUAUCGGUUCCGCUAUUAUCUGCGCUUCUCAGAACGUGGGCAUGCUCGUCGCCGGCCGUGUCAUCAACGGUCUCUGCGUCGGUAUGGAGUCCGCCCAGGUCCCCGUCUACAUCUCCGAGAUCGCCCCUCCCUCCAAGCGUGGCCGUCUCGUCGGCUCCCAGCAAUGGGCCAUCACCUGGGGUAUCCUGAUCAUGUACUACAUUUCCUUUGGCUGCUCCUACAUCGGAGGCGGUACCUCCUCCACUUACAGCACUUCCGUCUUCCGUAUUCCCUGGGGUGUGCAGAUGGUCCCCGCCAUCUUGCUCUUCUUCGGAAUGAUGCUCCUGCCCGAGUCACCUCGCUGGCUCGCUCGCAAGGACCGCUGGGAAGAAGCUCGCGCCGUCCUCACCCUUGUCCACGGACAUGGUGAUCCUAACUCCCCCUUUGUGCAGGCCGAGAUGCAGGAGAUCGGUGAGAUGUGCGAGUUCGAGCGCCAGCACGCCGAUGUUACCUACUGGGAACUGUUCAAGCCCAAGAUGAUCCACCGUACCAUGACUGGCAUCUGGUGCCAGAUCUGGUCCCAACUCACUGGUAUGAACGUCAUGAUGUACUACAUCAACUAUGUCUUCAACAUGGCCGGCUACUCCGGUAACAGUGCCCUGCUCGCUUCUUCCAUCCAGUACAUCAUCAACGUGAUCUGCACCGUCCCGGCUUUGAUCUGGGUUGAUCGUUGGGGCCGUCGCCCUACCCUCCUGGUCGGCGCCGCCUUUAUGAUGGUCUGGAUGUAUGCCAACGCCGGUAUCAUGGCCAUGUACGGUACCGUCGUCCCUGGAGGUAUCGAUGGUGUCGCCGAAGAAUCCAUGAUUCUCUCCGGUGCCCCAGCCAAGGGCCUGAUCGCCUGCACGUACCUCUUCGUCGCCUCCUACGCUCCGACCUGGGGUCCCGUUUCUUGGGUCUAUCCCUCUGAGCUGUACCCGCUCCGCGUCCGCGGCAAGGCCGUCGCCCUUGCGACCUCUGCCAACUGGGCAUUUAACACCGCUCUGGGUCUGUUCACGCCCGUCGCUUUCGCCACUAUCCGCUGGCAGACGUACAUCAUCUUCGGCGUGUUCUUGACUGUUAUGUGGUUCCAUGUCUUCUUCCUCUUCCCCGAGACUGCUGGUAAGACUCUUGAGGAGGUCGAGGUGAUUUUCGAAGAUCCUAAUGGUAUUCCGUACCUUGGCACCGCUGCCUGGAAGACUAAGCAUGAUACCAAGCGGACGGAGGCUGCUGAAGCUGGUGACGUUGAGGCUCUUGGUGAUAAGCUUGCGUUGGGCGACAAGUCCGUUGUCUCUCACAAGGAGACUACUGCUUAA